GGGGGGGGAAAUGGUCACAUUUCUCAGGCACCUGAAAACGUGCUGGUUAUUUUAGGACUCGUGUUGCUUAUUGAUGGGCGGGGAGUGUUUAAACUACUUCCACUCCGGUCAUGUUUUGAUCGUGACUGUACAUGGCAAGCAGCUGAACGCGUCAGGACCUCUGUAAUCCAGAGAACCCCUUAACAAAGAUAUAUCCACAGCCUGGCAUCAUAGGUGUGCAGAGAAGAGCGGAGCUGUCUUCUGCUGUCUCUUCACCUCGGACAUUAUUACUACAGAUCUGCUCUAAUUUCCUUUAAAAAUAUUUCUUUCUCUUUUUUUCGCUGGCCGGGUUUUCUCAACAACCCCAAUGCCCUGCGCGCACUGCUUUUGGAUACACGGGCAGUUCUUGACUCUUUCACCUAUAUCAACGAAACUCAUCAGUGGCACGCAGAGGCAGCCAGUCCAGCGUUAGACGGCCACAAGAAGACAGGACGGAACAAGUGGACAACGUCCACCUUCUCAGAAACAUGGAGCACAGUCCUGGUGGUGGUGUUAUCUUGUACGCAGGCUCGUCCGGCAGUGCCAGUCCGAGUCCUGGCAGCCCCUCUAGUGGAUACCAGACCCAGUCGCCCUCCUCCCACUCGCAGCCUUCAUCCCCAGAGGGUGUCUCCUUUCAGGAGAUUGGGCCCCUGAAGCAGAGAGGGGAACGUAGAGGAGGGACGCCUUCCCCAAAAUUGGUCUUCCAGUUUCCUGAAGCCAACAAUGCUCCCGCUGCCCUAAUAACAACAGUGUCGUCCGCAACCUACAGCCAUCCUACAGUGGCCAAAAGACCUUGUGGUUUCACAGGCACAUUCACCAAAACCGGAGGUAUGGUGCUUCUGUGUAAAGUAUGUGGGGACAUCGCCUCUGGGUUCCAUUAUGGCGUGCACGCCUGUGAAGGCUGCAAGGGUUUCUUCAGACGCAGUAUUCAGCAGAAUAUCCACUACAAGAUGUGUGUAAAGAAUGAAAACUGUCUCAUCAUGCGCAUGAACAGAAACCGGUGCCAGCACUGCCGCUUUAAGAAGUGUCUCUCCGUUGGCAUGUCCAGAGAUGCUGUGCGUUUUGGGCGUAUUCCCAAGCGGGAGAAGCAGAGACUAUUGGAUGAGAUGCAGAGUUACAUGAACAGCCUCAAUGAAUCAGCUUCCAUGGAAAUGGAGGUGUCCCCUCCAACCGAUGCCCCCUGCAGUCCACACAAUCACACGAAUGAAGGGGCGAGCUCCAUCUCACAGUCGUACCACAGCAGCGUAGUGAACAGAGACGAGAAACCACCCAAGAUGGCUGUCGGCAACAGCAACAUUGGCACUUCCUCUUUCCACAACAAUUCAGCGCAGCAGCCUUUAAUGUCUCACUCGGCAACCCAGACUCACCACACAGUCCACGGGGAGCAGGCAAGCUACCAAGACUCCACAAGCUGCCCUGUUUCCUCCACCAACAAUGAAAACGCCGCCAUUGUCGACAACGCCAAUCAGAAUCAGUGCCCCGUCAGUGGGCACCGCCUAUCAUCUCAAUCCUACCCAGCCAAUCACAACAGUUACCCAGCAAGUGAUUCCCAAAACCAAGGUCCCUGCCCCUGGAAGCUAAACGGAGGAGCCAAAGUGCUGGCAUGUCCACUCAACUCAUGUCCUGUGGCUCCGGCCAGUCGCUCCAGUCAGGAGGUUUGGGAGUCUUUCUCCCAGUGCUUCACCCCCGCUGUUAAAGAAGUAGUGGAGUUUGCAAAGAGCAUCCCAGGCUUCCAGUCCCUCAGCCAGCAUGAUCAGGUCAUGCUGCUCAAAUCGGGCACUUUCCAGGUUUUGAUGGUGAGAUUUUGCUCACUGUUUGACCCCAAGGAGAGAACGGUGACCUUCCUCAAUGGGCAGACUUACUCACUGGCAUCACUUAGGGCUCUUGGCAUGGGUUCCCUACUUGAUGCCAUGUUUGAAUUCAGCGAGAAGCUAGCAUCUUUGUGUCUGGAGCCAGACGAGAUGGCUCUUUUCAUGGCGGUCGUGCUGGUUUCUGCUGAUCGCUCUGGUAUAGUGGAGAUGGCAGCGGUGGAGCAACUGCAGGAUAAUCUAAUAAAAGCUCUGCGCUCUCUCAUCACCAGUCGCCGCCCAGAGGAUAGCACCCUCUUCCCAAAGUUGCUGCUACGUCUGCCGGACCUGCGCACCCUGAACAACCACCACUCUGACAAGCUGUUAGCUUUCCGCAUAGAUCCUUAAGUUCAAAGAGCAAAAGCUUCCUGAGGUGUCUGCUUUGGGGAGCCUCCCUGCUCCCCAUGCAAGCCUGACCUGACAUAUACAGUCCACUGGCUUUUGCAUGAUGGGCCAUUGUUGUGGGAGCUGUGCCAAGUCUGAUGCCAUGAGAGAGUGAACUUGAAGGGGAAAAAAGAGAAAAAAACAUCAGUGAAGGAUGUAGGCACAGCAGGAAGGUGAGGCUCCUGAACUAAUUCUUCCUCCAGUUCCAGGAUCGCUGAAACAAACAUUAAAACACAGACUAUGUUCUUCCUUGGGUGCUUCGAGUCAACAUCCAACCACCAAGUCGUCACCUCUCCCUCAGUGAGUUUGUGCUGAAGACCAAAAAGAAGCGAGCGCCUGUUGUUCCUCACUCGACUUUGUCCUCCUAUCCCAGCACACAAAGCUAACAAGAGGGAAGGAACAUGUACAAACCUUCACCAACAAUGCUUUCUUACUGUACAUUCAUGCUACAUUGUGUAAAGGGCACUUUCCAUACAUUAAGAAGUCCUCCUAAAUCCAUAUAUAACAGAGCAAUAGAAAUGUCUAAAACACAGUUGAGAGGGCAGUUUGUGGGGGCCCUUUUGAAAUGACAUAAGCUAUUUUCACAACAUGUCAGUCACCCUGUGGGAAAUCUUUAUGAAAAUCACCCAUUUGUGAUUGAGAAAUGUAUAACAUUUUUAAGAAAUGAGAGUAAAUGCAUUGUAUUUGUAUGCGGUAAUCAGGGAGAAAUGAUUGGUCAUUUUAGACCAUGUCUGAUGGGAUAUAUGUUAUGGUGUUUCCUUGUACAUUUUGUAUAUAACCUUUAUUCUUGGUCUUUGUUAGUUUGCAGAUUCUUGGAUAUGUAAAAGAAGCUAGUAUUGCAUUAUUGUAUGUAUAUCACAUAAUAGAUUGCUCUACAGACUGCAAAGAAAACAUUUCAACCUGACAGAACACUUUUUAUUUGAAGAUAUAUAAUUGAAAUAAAUGUAUUGCCAACUGA
Molecule: messenger RNA, 3207 nt
Organism: Pseudoliparis swirei
Lineage: Eukaryota; Metazoa; Chordata; Actinopteri; Perciformes; Liparidae
Gene: nr1d4b
Product: nuclear receptor subfamily 1, group D, member 4b
Exons: 8
Coding region: 507-2213 (568 amino acids)
Biological process (GO): hormone-mediated signaling pathway; cell differentiation; positive regulation of transcription by RNA polymerase II
Cellular component (GO): nucleus
Molecular function (GO): nuclear receptor activity; RNA polymerase II cis-regulatory region sequence-specific DNA binding; zinc ion binding
Source: RefSeq, a predicted model, not a curated record